AUGAUGGUACAAUGGCGUGACGUCAUUUGCGAUUACGACUUCAUUGUUGCUCAUUUGCCUGGAGUAUUGAACGUGCUGCCUAACUCUUUAUCGCUCUUAUUCCCACCGGAAGAAGAGCUGGAGGGGGUUAUAUUGGCACCACGUCUUCAAAAAACAAAGACUCAGCCACAAGCCUUCCACAUGACUCUUUGCAUGGAUCAUCUACACCUGUUGCUAGGUUACACCGCCACUAUGAUCCGGCUGAUAUGA
Molecule: messenger RNA, 249 nt
Organism: Lichtheimia ornata
Lineage: Eukaryota; Fungi; Mucoromycota; Mucoromycetes; Mucorales; Lichtheimiaceae
Exons: 1
Coding region: 1-249 (82 amino acids)
Source: RefSeq, a predicted model, not a curated record